CUGCACACAAACUCACCAUCCAAUUUUUUUUAUUAAAUUCGAUAUAUAUAUAAAAAAUUAAAAUAUAUAAUUAUUUAUAUAUAUAAUAUCAAACAAAACACAAUAACAUAUAUUUAAUAACAUUUUGUAGUAAUAGUCCAAUAAAAAUCACAUUUGUGCAAUAGUAUUAUAAUUUAAAAAAAAAUAUAGUUUUUUUUUACUAAUUUAUCUGUUAAAAUAUAUUAAUAAUAAUUCCUAAAAAAAAACAUUGUAAAGAAUAGAAUAGAAUAAAAUAAAAGAAUGAAUCCAGAAUACGAUUAUCUCUUUAAAUUACUUUUAAUUGGUGAUUCAGGUGUCGGUAAAUCAUGUUUAUUAUUACGUUUUGCUGAUGAUACUUAUACAGAAAGUUAUAUUUCAACCAUUGGUGUAGAUUUCAAAAUUCGUACAAUUAAUUUAGAUGGUAAAAUCAUUAAAUUACAAAUCUGGGAUACUGCAGGUCAAGAACGUUUCAGAACUAUUACAUCAUCAUAUUAUAGAGGUGCUCAUGGUAUCAUUGUUGUUUAUGAUGUAACUGAUCAUGUUUCAUUCAAUAAUGUUAAACAAUGGAUGCAAGAAAUUCAAAGAUAUGCUUGUGAUUCAGUAACCCGUUUACUUGUUGGUAACAAAUGCGAUCUUAUUGAAAAGAAGAUUGUCGAUACCUCAACUGCCAGAGAAUACGCUGACUCUGUUGGUAUUCCAUUCUUAGAAACCUCAGCUAAAAGCUCAGCCAAUGUAGAACAAGCUUUCAUGAUUAUGGCCUCUGAAAUCAAGAAAUUACAAGGUGGUAUUCAACCAAAUAGUAACUCAACUUAUAACACCCACGUUGUUAAACCAACCGGUUUCACUCCAAUAGGAGGAAAGAAAAAGAAAUGCUCAAUCUUGUAAACAAUUAAACUCUAAAAAAAUCACCAACACCCCAAUGCUUAUCGUAAAGAUAAAUAUUUUGUUUUAAUAAUAUUAACCACCACCAACACCAAACACUUUUUAAAUUAUUCUUAGUAACAAAUAUUUCUUUAACAAAAGAGAUAUAUAAGAAAAAAUAAAUAACAAAAAAAAAAACUAAAAAAAAAAUAAAAAAAAAAAUAAAUUAACCAAUAAUAAAAAAAUUCUUUAUUUAUUU
This is a messenger RNA of Dictyostelium purpureum, 1138 nucleotides long. RefSeq names its product Rab GTPase. Gene Ontology annotation, molecular function: GTPase activity; GTP binding. The record is from RefSeq and is a predicted model, not a curated record. Gene Ontology annotation, biological process: protein secretion; regulation of exocytosis. Lineage: Eukaryota; Evosea; Eumycetozoa; Dictyosteliales; Dictyosteliaceae. Bases 280 to 903 code for a protein of 207 amino acids. The transcript has 4 exons.